AUGCCAACCCCUCGGGCAUCCUAUCUUUGCACGCCCUCCCCAGUGUCCGAACUCGAGCCACUAGCCGCUGAAACAGUGGACGCGUGUCAAACUAGCUAUGAUGUUACGUCACGCGAAUCACACUCAAAGACCGCACCCAACGUCUUCACCUCGAGACACGAGACGAUGGAACCCUACGGACAAGCGGGAAUCUAUGGCAAUGUGACACGUGAUCUGGGAGUAACCGGACCGUGCCAACGCUCUCAACGAAAUGAACACCAACGUACCUUCAAGUUCAACACGAUAUCGACGACCCACGCGAGUACCGCGAAUAUACUGGAAGAGUGCCACUCAAACAGAAUUCAUUUCUGCCACCCGGCAAUAAGCCGAACAAAGGAUGCUGACGAUGCCACCGCCCUUCCGCUUGAGGCAUACCUUAGCUACGUUAUAUACGGGAUCGGCGGUAAAUCAAAUACUAAGCUCGAUCAACGAGCAAUCAGCCAUCCAAUGACUGAAAUAUUUGGCAAGGUAGUCGUUGGUGGGAAGGAGGGAACUGGCUCCCGUCCCGUAGGAGGUUCAGUUUGCAGUGCUCGGAGGAUAGACCAUGAGUUUAUGGGCGAUGGGCGAGGGCCCCCACAUAACUCUUUCCAUCCCCCUAAAUCCUUAGGAAGGAACGCCAACCCUCCCUACCCCCGGGGCGCCUUCCAUGAUAAAGGCUCCUGUCCUGCGGUAGUCGUUGAUCUCCAAUUUUCAGAUAUGCGGGAUUCUCUUAACUUUCGUAAGGCGGCGGGGGGCCCUAUCGAAUCAGGACUGAAGAAGGAAAGCGAAAUAUUCAAGCUGCCAAAGGCGUUCAUUUCCACGAUAGAGUAA
This is a messenger RNA of Guyanagaster necrorhizus, 849 nucleotides long. RefSeq lists its product as uncharacterized. The transcript has 6 exons. Bases 1 to 849 code for a protein of 282 amino acids. The record is from RefSeq and is a predicted model, not a curated record. Lineage: Eukaryota; Fungi; Basidiomycota; Agaricomycetes; Agaricales; Physalacriaceae.